This is a messenger RNA of Syngnathoides biaculeatus (alligator pipefish), 2485 nucleotides long. It is a transcript of the gene nfkbiz, whose product is annotated as nuclear factor of kappa light polypeptide gene enhancer in B-cells inhibitor, zeta. Bases 151 to 1296 code for a protein of 381 amino acids. Lineage: Eukaryota; Metazoa; Chordata; Actinopteri; Syngnathiformes; Syngnathidae. The record is from RefSeq and is a predicted model, not a curated record. Gene Ontology annotation, cellular component: nucleus. Gene Ontology annotation, molecular function: protein binding. The transcript is spliced from 10 exons. Gene Ontology annotation, biological process: regulation of gene expression.
CUUGUACUUGGAUCUCUCCUAAAGAACCUAAGUCAACAAGGAAGUUGUAUGGCAUGGCACACCUUUUAUUCCUUCUUCAUUCCUUUCGUCAUUGUCACCAAGCGUUGAAAAAAGGAGUGGUCCAAGUUAAUUACUGCCGGAGAACAGCUAAUGAGUCACCAAGUCAGUCAGAAGAGGAAACUUUCCCUGGAGGAAAACCCAGAGAAUGCAACUGAUCAGCUUUCCUAUGCUUACCUCCCCGGUUAUCAACCCCACACGACUCCAGAGUGCACGCUGACGUUAUUUCAGUGGCAGAUCGAGCAGGAAGCCCGCAGGUAUGAUGGCGUCGCUCCCGAGUUGCUGAGCUCACAGGAUGUGGACGGCGACACAUGUCUCCAUAUAGCUGUGGCUCAAGGGCGAAGGGCUCUGGCGUACCUGCUGGGCUCCAAGAUGGCCGACUGCGGCGCUUUGGAGGUGAAGGACCGUCACGGACAGACGCCGCUUCAGAUCGCUGCGGUGGCCAAUCAACACCUAAUUGUCGAUGACCUCCUGGCGCAUGGAGCAAACAUCAACACCAGAGACUCAUGGGGCCGCUCACCUCUACACGUGUGCGCUGCCAAAGGAUUCUACCUUUGUCUUCAGAGCAUCUGGACGACUUUCUCAGGACGUCUACAGAUGAUUGAUACAGAAGUAUUCAAUUAUGAGGGACUAACCGCGCUUCAUCUUGCGGUUCUGUCUCACAAUGCUCUUGAAAAUGAGUGGAGGAGAAGGCCUGAUACUUGUACCAGGGACCAGGACCAGGACCAGUACCAGCAAAGGAAACAAAUGUAUGCUCUGUGUGUCGAGGCCCUGCUCAACAUGGGCGCCUCCUGUGGGACUGCGGACUUAAAAAGCGGACGGACGUGUUUGCACAUGGCCGCUGAAGAGGCCAAUCAUCAGUUGUUGACGAUCUUCCUCAAGCAGCCGUCUGGGUUGAGCAGUCUGAACAACAAGACUUUCAGCGGCAACACGGCCCUGCAUGUCGUCAGCUCCUUACAAAACCAUCCCGCUCAGCUGGAGGUACUGAAGAUGCUGAUGAGGUGGGGAGCCGACCCCACGGCGAGAAACCUGGAGAAUGAGCGUCCCUGGCAUCUGGUGCCUGAAGGACCCCCCGGUGCGUCAGCUACUGAGAGGAAAGCGCAGCGAUGCCUGAAAGUGCUCAAGAACAGAACACUGUCAGUUAGACAGUCUAACGUAAAUAUUUGCCUUCAUGAUGCAGAUGUUGGUCGUUUCAGUGAAACAAAUCAUUGCGAUGUAAUACUCAAUGAGCAAAUGUAGGAGAUCUUGUUCAUCGUGGUUUUUUUUAUGAUAGGUUUUAGAGUUCUUGCGUUAAGGUACGGGGCAGAUGACUGCUCAGCACACUGUCUCACAGUUCUGUGAACUGGGGUUCAAAUCCCAACCCGCCUGGCUGCAGUUUGCAUGUUCUUUCUCUGCCUCUGUGGGUUUUGGCUGGGUACUCCGGUUUCCUCCCACAUCCCCAAAACGUGCACAAUAGACUAAAUUCUCUUUAGAUAUGAGUGGGAAUGUUUUCUUUUUGUUUUGUGCCCUGGGACCAGUUCAGGGUGUUCCCCAUCUCUCACCUCAAGAUGGAUGGGAUGGACUCCAGCAUGCCUGUGACCCUUGUGAGGAUAAGGGAUUGAGAAAAUUGAUUUUGUUCCCCUGGUAAAGAGAAGUUCUCUUACCUUGCUGAUGGUAACAUAUAGGCAUUACCGGAGAAGGGAAAAAAAAAUUCUCAACACAAGAACUCUAAAAUUUAGCAAAUAUGUAAUACUCAAAUUUGUGUGUUGUAUCUACUUGUGUGGGUUUCUGUGAUGUAUUGCAACUACAAUUAACUUGGGAUUGUGGCACAUAACGAGAUGGGUUCAAGUCCAAACUAUUCACUUAAGCACGUUUGUGUAUUUCAUUUUUCUUUCCAUAAAUGCAAAAUGUUUUAAUUUUUUUUUAACUAUUGAAAUGAAUGAUUGAUCUUCAACACUCAAUAGUACUGAUUCUAAAUAGCAACUAUAAGAUUUAUAUAGAGUGGAUUUUCCCCAGUCUCUUUAUCAUUUUAAAGUUAAUAAAAAAAAAACAUCUGAUUAAAUAUCUAAACUUGCCUUUUGUUGAGAACGCUGAUCACUCCAUGCAUUUCAUUUAUGACUUUAAAUAUCCACACCACCUUCAUCCAUUAGAAUACCAUCUAUUCUUGUGAGGAAAAAUGCAUUUGAACAUCUUCAAAUGAAGAGGAUGCAUCAACCAGGUAAAUAUUUUUAUAUUUGAUUCUGAUACCUUAAACUGAACAAGUCUAUGGGGCACAUAUCAUUAAGUCCGAAAAGACCAGAACAAGAACAUUAACAACUGCUGAAAUAAACAUCUGAAGUUACGGAAAGGACUCAAGACAGUGUGUUGGUUCAACAUAUGGCACAUUACAUUUUUCUUUCAUGUUUCAGAGGUAUACUUUAUAACGGCACACAAUAAAAUCUAAACUUCA